AUGAUUGAGCAAAAUUUAGGCUAUGCUAUUGAAGCUCAAAAUCUGGAGACGAAGACUAACAUCAAAGGUGAUACCCUGAUAGUCAACGAAGUCAUUGCCACACUUUCAAUAAUCAGUGAUACUUUGUUUUGGAAAUUGCUUGCAUCCUCGAACGAAACUCAUGCAACUUCACUGCUGCCAUCAGUCACUAUUGAGCAAGCGACCAACUAUAUUUCAAAGGAACUUGCUGUUCUUCCUUAUCGUGUAAGCUUGUUCUCUUCAGUUGGACAUCGUAUACUCACUCAGAAAGAACUCACAUGUUCUUCAUAUGACAUUGAAGCUGGUCAAAUAAUAGAGAUAGAAGUAUGUCAACCAGCUCAUCGACAAGUGCAUAUCAUACUUCCUACUGGCAAAACAUUCGAGCUCGAUAUUAUCGUCGAUAUUUCCAUUCGUGAGUUAAAAAUAAUUAUUCAUGAUCAAGAAGGCAUUGAUACUGAAUGUCAAGCCAUUCUCAGAGGUGAUCAAGAACUUGAUAAUGAAGAAAUCAUUUACAACUGUCUUGCCAAUUUGAAUGGUCCACUAAACGUUAAAAUUGUGCUGUCGGGCCCACUUCCACUAGACACCAGUUCACUCGCACCUCACCUCGAUUUUGACUUCACCGAUCUUGUUGAUACAGGUGAAAAAUUCUUUCGAGGCAAUUAUCCAUAUGAGCGACCUUAUGGUUGCAAGCGAGUUGCACUUAAUGUCGCAGGAAACUAUGGUUAUGAUGAUCGAUGGCUAGGAAUGAACGGCAUCGGCUCGGAAGAAUGA
Rotaria sp. Silwood2 is the source of this 789-nucleotide messenger RNA. The record is from the annotation of a GenBank genome assembly. Lineage: Eukaryota; Metazoa; Rotifera; Eurotatoria; Philodinida; Philodinidae.